This is a messenger RNA of Pelmatolapia mariae (spotted tilapia), 4436 nucleotides long. RefSeq names its product terminal nucleotidyltransferase 4B (gene tent4b). The transcript is spliced from 12 exons. The coding region runs from base 365 to 2380 and encodes 671 amino acids. The record is from RefSeq and is a predicted model, not a curated record. NCBI's taxonomy places the organism in Eukaryota, Metazoa, Chordata, Actinopteri, Cichliformes, Cichlidae. Gene Ontology annotation, molecular function: mRNA binding; poly(A) RNA polymerase activity. Gene Ontology annotation, biological process: RNA 3'-end processing. Gene Ontology annotation, cellular component: TRAMP complex; nucleolus.
GACCCACGAUCUGGAGGAAAGGGUCAGAGAGGUACUUCUACCAGCGGUGCCUGCACGUUUUUCCAGUCUUCUGCUACAACUUUGGCUUCAGCUACCGUUUUUAAUACUUGACUCAGGCUCUUGACUUAUUCGCUGUGGAUGUUUUUGGGUCGAAAACUGUCUUCAUCGUUACUACAAGGGAGCCUGUUGUUUUUCUUUCUUUUUUCUUUUUUUUUCUUUUAAAGUAGAUUCUAGAAGUAACGGGCAGCAGCUAUAACGAGGCUACAGCAGGCUAGCUAACGUUAGCCAGCGACCUGGCUAGCUGCACACGAGCUGAGCAUUGCUCGGUGGUGGCGGGGGGGCGGAUUGCCUACAGUGUCAUUUGAUGGAUCCGAGGAUCGCCUGGUUCCAACCAGAACAACGUGGACCCGCUAACAACCUGUGGAUGCAGAUUUGGGAGAUGACACAGAGAAUUAGCUACUUGUACGUGAAUAACAGCUACACUACUGUAUCGAGCCCAAAAGCUAACGUUAACGGGGUGUCGGGAGCCGUCGUCGCGGAAGGAAACGAGGCACCCGAUACAAAAAGCAGCGGCAUCGGAGAAGCCAAGACUCAGGGGAUGUCGGCCCCGAUGGGGGAUGGAGAAUUGACAGUACAGGGGGACUUUAUACCACUUGAAACUAACAGCAACCACAACAGCCGAGUCGUUGGUACGGGCGGUGUCGGUGGAGGAGGGCAGCAACAGCACGGCAGCGGGGUCGCUGUGAGCGGAGUCACGGACGGACAGCCCCCCAAAAGAAAAAGGGACAACAAAGCUAGCACUUUCGGAUUCAGUGUCAUCUUGAACGGUGACAAUAAAGAAUAUGUUGGUUACACGGGCACGCCAUGGAAAGAAAGGAACUACUCAGAGGGAAUUAUAGGGCUACAUGAGGAGAUUAUAGACUUCUAUAACUACAUCUCCCCACGGCCAGAGGAAGAGAAAAUGAGACUGGAGGUGGUGGACAGAAUCAAGGAAGUCAUCCAUGACUUGUGGCCAAGUGCUGAGGUUGAAGUGUUUGGGAGUUUCAGCACUGGUCUUUAUCUGCCAACAAGUGACAUUGACCUGGUAGUUUUUGGGAAGUGGGAGUCACUCCCUCUCUGGACUUUAGAAGAGGCGCUCCGAAAGAAAAACGUUGCUGAUGAAAACUCCAUCAAAGUUUUGGACAAAGCCACAGUUCCCAUCAUUAAACUGACAGACUCUUACACUGAAGUUAAAGUGGACAUCAGCUUCAAUGUGACGAGUGGAGUGAAAGCUGCACGUCUCAUCAAGGAAUUCAAAGAGAAAUAUCCUGUGCUGCCUUAUCUGGUCCUGGUGCUGAAGCAGUUUCUACUGCAACGGGACCUCAAUGAGGUUUUUACCGGUGGAAUUGGCUCCUACAGUCUCUUUCUCAUGGCUGUCAGCUUUCUGCAGCUUCACUACAGGGAGGAUGUGUUUGGUCUCAACAUCAACAUUGGUGUUUUGCUCAUUGAAUUCUUCGAGCUCUAUGGGCGCAACUUCAACUACCUGAAAACAGGCAUCAGGAUAAAAGACGGCGGGUGCUACGUUGCCAAAGAUGAGGUUCAGAAGAACAUGUUGGAUGGCUACAGGCCCUCCAUGCUCUACAUUGAGGACCCACUGCAGCCAGACAAUGAUGUUGGCCGCAGCUCUUACGGUGCCAUGCAAGUGAAGCAGGCAUUUGACUACGCCUACGUGGUGCUCAGCCAUGCCGUGUCACCCAUCGCCAAAUUCUACCCCAACAAUGAGAGUGAGAGCAUACUUGGCCGGAUCAUCCGUGUGACUCAGGAAGUGGAUGACUACAGAGAAUGGAUCCGAAAAAAAUGGGGAAGCCCACUCAACAAAAAUGAAGUCACAUUGUUUGAAUCGCAGCAGCUUGAUGAGCGCAACAACAACGUUCCAGAUGACGACGAUGAUCCUGUGGUGGCUGUACUGUCAACUCCUCUCAGCAAAACUUCCUCCAACUCUUCUUCCCCGUCACUCCGCUCCUCUCCCUCCUCCUCCCCACUGUCGCCGUCUUCCACAUCCUCUACUUCCACCUCAAGUGAUGGGGACUCUGAUAGUACACCUUGUAAGACUGCCAAACAGCAGCCCAGCCGAGGAUCCAGUGCUCACAGAGAAAAGUCUGCUGCUGUCAGCAAUCACAGAACACAGAGCCACACUACCAGCACUCCACCUGGAGGCAACAAGGGAGGAAAGGCCAGGAUGUCUCGUUCUCACCAAAAGAGUGGCCAUCACGGGCAGCAGAACAACUUCUCCGGUGGCAAAAGCCACCCGAGCAACAAGCCGCACCACCACCACUACCAGGCCAACAGCAAGAGGAGGAAAAAUGUGCGAGACUCUACACAAGAGGAUCUUUACAGAUAGGGUUAAUUUUGCUAGCAUCACCCCACAUCCCCCUUCCUUUUCUGCAACUGACUGUCACAUCUUACUUCUGCUGCCAGACUCGAGCCUUGGGAGACUACUAGUAUUGAAACAUCGUCUAGAACUCUUUCAAUCUGGCUUUUCAGGGUGACGAGCAACAUCCUCUAGCAGGGAGGAAAAACUCACAAAGAGAAUCGUAAUUGGAAAUGGACAUAAUUUCAUGGACUUGAACUGAAAUCACAAAGGGUAAACGGUCAGUUUCCAGCUUCCCAACAGCUUCUUGUAAGGAGUGGGGUUUUUCUUUCCAUAGGCAGCACCUACACAAUAUGCCUCUUGCGCCUCCUGCUGUACAGGAAUGGACAGGCCAGGUGUGUGGAAUCAGCUCUGGAGCAAUACCUGGAACUGCCUGCUGGCUGGAAAAUAGUAUCAAAGGUUUUAAAGAAAAAUGAAAGUAUGCAAAUGGCUUAAAAUGUACAAAAAAAAGUUAUGUUGAACAGAAAAUGUGUAUGAAGAAUUUUUUUUUUUUUUUUUUUUUUAAUGAUGGUCACUUACAAAUGCAAUCAGUAAGAGCGGGGAAAUAACUUAUGCAUGAUAUGUUUUUAGUUGAUUUAAAUUGUUUUGUUAUGUCUAAACAGGUUAUACAAAGAUUUGUACAAAAAAACACACAAAAUAAGCAAAAAACUGUUUAAAAAAAAUCACAACUAAGAGGAACCUAUUUCGUAUGACAUUUUUACAGACAAUUUGAAGUCGUAUAAACAUGCACAUUUUGCUCCCGUUGCUUUGGGUCCCAUUGCCAACAGAAAUCAUCAGCAUCUAGUUUUUCUCCUGUUUGCUUUCUGAGUGUGCUACAGUGUUAACAGUUAGCCCUGAGUGAGCCUUUGCUCACAAUACAGCCCUAUAGAUGAGCAGAGGGAGCUCGAGUUCUCUUAUCCAGCUCAGUCGCAUCAGUCCGAGGCUUUAAGACUACAGGUUUGAAACGUAUAGGGCGAUAAUGGGUUUUAUUGGGGGGGGGGAAAACACAAAAAAUAAAAAAAACAACAAAAUCCUACACUUGAAAACGUGUCAUCAAUGCGAUAAUAAUCUGUUUCUCUGAUAAUUUACAAACUACAAAAUCAUUUGUAUUUGUUAAAUGUAUUUAUUUUUUUAUUAAUUGUAUGAACAUAGUAUGGAUCUGUGUGUUUAACAUUAGAGCCCAUAUCUUUGAGUCCUAUAUUUGAAAUGGGAUAAGUUGUCGGGAGGUGGGUUGGGGUUGGGCAUGUUAGGAUACAGGAAGAUGCCACCUUUUUAUUGUUGUACUACUACUUCUUUUUUUUUUUUCUUUUUUUUGUUCCACUGACAGUUGAGUGACCAAGUUACUUUGAACAAUUUAAGACCAUUUUACAAGUCAUGUGGUGAGAAUUUUGUAUUAAUGUGGCUGGUCUACCUAGUUUAAGAGAGACUAUUUGUUUUACGGUUUAUAAAUCAACAAGAACACUUCUGUCAUUGCAGUACAGCAACUAACCUGUAGAUGGAGUUAUUGCUCCAAGUCUUAAUCCACAGAGUUUGGGCUUGUAUGCUGCAUUUGGGUUUGUUUGUUUUUUUGGGGUUUUUUUUCCUUCCUUUUUUUUUUUUUUUUUUUUUUUUUUUUUUUUUUUGGUUUGUGUGUGAUUGUGAUUGACAUAAGCUUAGUGUCUCGUCUGAAUAGGCAGCUGCACAUAGCAAACUUUGAACUUAAACAGUUUUUCUAGGAGGGAGUCUCACACCGAAGCACAGUGCAGUCCCCUCGUCAUCUACCUUUCUUAGAUGUGACAAGAAUCACCCACAGUAAAACAAGUAGCCAGCAAUAACCACCACCUCAUGUUAUAGAAUGCUACUCCACAAUGACUACUGUAGCGACACAAUGUUUUGCUCACCACCGAGCUACGUUAUGUGUUUAGAUGGAGCAGGAUCAGGACACUUUUAAGUCAACUUACUGUUAUUUGGUGUUGAAUUAUUUAAAAAAACAACAAAAAAAAAACUACAGUUCCACUACCCUUCCAACACCUCACUCAUCCUCAAGUACUACAGCUGAGGUUAAAAA